AUGCCAGGCACGCCGAGAACGCCAAGCGUCAGCUCUGCCGCCGAGCAGAAGGGCGCGCCCGUCUUCCCAGAGGUCGUCAGCGUCCCGCAGGUUUCCGAUUCGAAGCGCCAUGCAGUCGAUCAGGUCUGGGCCGCCGGCGCGUCGGCGCAGAUGUACGAGCCCAUCCCCGAGUAUGAGGGCCGCCACCGGUAUGACCCCACGGCGACCUGGUCGGAGCACGAGGAGAAGAAGCUGGUUAGGAGGCUCGAUUACAGGAUCUGCUCGUGGGUUUGCCUUAUGUUUUUCGCGCUCCAGCUGGACCGCGGCAACAUUAACCAGGCCAACACGGACAACAUGCUGGAGGACCUCGGCCUCACCACCAACCAGUACAACUACGGCAUGACCAUCUUCUACGCCCAGACACGUGGAUUCCUACAAAUGGUGUCGUGGAGCAUUAUCGCAGCUUGCCAGUGCUUGAUGACGGAGAAGAACGGCUUCUACGCCACGCGCGCCCUGCUCGGUCUCAUCGAGGGCGGCUUCAUCCCGGACGCCAUCCUGUACCUCUCCUACUUCUACACUAGUAAAGAGCUGCCUAUCCGCAUGAGCUACUUCUACUGCUCCUCCAACGCCACCCAGAUCAUCGCCGCCUUCCUCGCCUUCGGCAUCCUGCACCUGCGAGGCGUCGGCGGCUGGGAGGGCUGGAGAUGGCUUUUCGCCCUCGAAGGCGGCCUGACGGCCCUCAUCGGCGUCGUAUCGUGGUUCUACCUGCCGCCGAGCCCGACGCAGACGGCGAGCCGGUUCCGCGGUAAGGACGGCUGGUUCUCGGAGCGUGAGGAGAUCAUCAUGGUGAACCGAAUUUUGCGCGACGAUCCUAGUAAAGGAGGGAUGCACAACCGUCAGGGACUGACCCUGAGGCUCCUCUGGUCUGCGCUCUCGGACUGGGACCUCUGGCCCAUCUACCUCUACGGCUUCACGCUCCUCAUCCCCGUCAGGCCCAUCGACCAGUACCUGACCAUCAACCUCAAGGCCCUCGGCUUCGACACGUUCCAGGCGAACCUGCUCACCAUCCCGGGCUACGUCCUGUUCCUGAUCCAGCUCGUGUUCUGGUCCCGCGUCUCGGAGCGCUGGAACAACCGCAUGCUGAUCGUCUUCCUCUACUCCGUCUGGGUGUUCCCCCUCGUCCUGGCCCUGGAGCUGAUGCCGGCGGGGUCCAGUCCCUGGAAGUGGUACGCCGUCACUGCUCUGAUCGUCGGUUACCCUUACGUCCAUUCGAUUCUAGUCAGUUUGACAUCGCGAAAUGCGGGUACGGUCCGGACGAGAACCGUUGGUAGCGCCAUCUACAACAUGACGGUGCAAGCGAGCAGCAUCAUCGGUUCCAACAUCUACCAGAAAGAUGACGCGCCGCUGUACCGCCGAGGCAACAAGAUCAUCCUGGCGCUCAUUGCCUGGAACGCGGUGCUCGCCUGGCUCAUCAAGGCGUACUACAUGAAGAGGAACAAGACGCGCGACGACAUCUGGAGGGGCAUGAGCCAGCAGGAAAAGGACCACUACCUGGCGACCACGAAGGACGAGGGAAGCAGACGGCUGGACUUCCGUUUCGCGCACUAG
Colletotrichum higginsianum IMI 349063 is the source of this 1587-nucleotide messenger RNA. RefSeq names its product Phthalate transporter. Gene Ontology annotation, cellular component: membrane. Gene Ontology annotation, molecular function: sulfate transmembrane transporter activity. The record is from RefSeq and is a predicted model, not a curated record. NCBI's taxonomy places the organism in Eukaryota, Fungi, Ascomycota, Sordariomycetes, Glomerellales, Glomerellaceae. Gene Ontology annotation, biological process: transmembrane transport. Bases 1 to 1587 code for a protein of 528 amino acids. The transcript is spliced from 6 exons.